This is a messenger RNA of Aspergillus steynii IBT 23096, 1584 nucleotides long. Its product is annotated as sugar porter family MFS transporter. Gene Ontology annotation, cellular component: membrane. The record is from RefSeq and is a predicted model, not a curated record. The coding region runs from base 1 to 1584 and encodes 527 amino acids. Gene Ontology annotation, biological process: transmembrane transport; carbohydrate transport. Gene Ontology annotation, molecular function: carbohydrate:proton symporter activity. NCBI's taxonomy places the organism in Eukaryota, Fungi, Ascomycota, Eurotiomycetes, Eurotiales, Aspergillaceae. The transcript has 7 exons.
AUGGGUUUCAAUCUUCAUGCAGACAACAGCAAUGACCCUCCUGAAGUGCGCAACUGGAGGGUCCAUUUCAUUGCGACGGUGGUUAGCAUGGGAGCUAUUGCCAUGGGAUACGAUACAAGUGUAAUCGGUGGAACUUUGGCAUUGAACUCCUUUCGCAGAGACUUCGGGCUGAUCCAUGUGUCUGACCAUGCGACGGACACGUUGGAGGGAAACAUUGUAUCGACAUUCCAGGCUGGCUGUUUCUUCGGAUCUUUGCUGACGUUCCCACUCGCGGAACGCUUCGGGCGAAAGAUGGCAAUCAUCAUGGCGAUCUCGGUCUUUUGUGUUGGCGGUAGCUUGAUGACCGCUGCCUCGGGUCAUCUGGGCAUGAUAUACACAGGUCGGGUGAUUGCAGGGUUUGGAAUCGGCUCGGUAUCCUUGCAGGUUCCCGUGUACAUUGCGGAGACCUCUCCACCCUCCAUUCGGGGCCGUCUUGUGGGAAUAUUUGAGAUAUGUUCCCAAGGAGGCGGCAUGUGUGGCUUCUGGAUCAACUACGUUGUCAAUCGCACAAUUGCCUCCUCUAAAAUGGCUCAGUGGCAGGUUCCGUUGGGACUUCAGCUUUUGCCUGGGGCCCUCCUCCUAUUCGGUAUCUUCUGGUGUCCAGAGACGCCACGCUGGUACGCGAAGCAAGAUCGAUGGGACGAGGCUGAGAAAAGCCUGAUUUGGAUCCGCAAGUUGGAUCGUCAUCACCCGUUCAUUCAGGAGGAAUUGGCGCAAAUCCGCGAGCAAAUCCAAAUUGGCUUGCCUCCACCCGGGACUAGGCACAGCCCGAUGUACUUUGUGCAGCGGCUCUGGCAAAAAGGCACCCGCAACCGAAUUGGGAUUGGUCUUUUGCUGAUGGCAUUUCAAAAUCUGACUGGUGUUAACAUCAUCACCUACUACUCGCCGCGUAUUUUCGAGACGCUGGGUAUCACGGGCACCGACACGAAGCUUUUUGCGACGGGAUUUUACGGAGUUGCAAAGACCCUCGGCAUGGUGAUCUUCAGCGUCUGGCUGGUCGAGAAAGUCGGUCGUCGCAGCGGUUUGAUCUGGGGAGCCUUUAUUGGCAGCUUGCCGAUGUGGUAUAUAGGUGGGUAUGUCUUCAAAGCGGAUCCCACUGCAGCUGCGGCAGCCGGACGAACAGAGCCUAAUGCAGCGGGAUACAUUGCCAUGGUUUGUGUAUACCUGUAUGGCCUGAUCUACUGCGCGACUUGGCAGGGGAUCACCUGGGUCAUCUGCUCCGAGGUCUUCCCUAUUGAUAUUCGCAUGCUCUGCGUGGCCAUCACGACGGCUGAUCAAUGGCUGUGGUCGUUCAUAAUUAGCCGUACGACUCCCUACAUGAUCACCUCAUUAGGGUACGGCACAUAUUUCUUCUUCGGAUCGCUGAUGAUAUGUAUGGGAAUCUGGGCUUAUUUCUUCAUUCCGGAGACGAAAGGCAAGACGCUGGAAGAGAUGGAGGCGUUAUUCGGUGCUCCGAGUAGUGUUAGCCAGGAGUUGAAUGAAUACGGCGAAGUGGUCAAGGGGAAGGGCUGCCGAGCCGCGGGGGACGUGACGGCGAUGCCCUAA